Molecule: messenger RNA, 697 nt
Organism: Fragaria vesca subsp. vesca
Lineage: Eukaryota; Viridiplantae; Streptophyta; Magnoliopsida; Rosales; Rosaceae
Product: major allergen Pru av 1-like
Exons: 1
Coding region: 57-539 (160 amino acids)
Biological process (GO): abscisic acid-activated signaling pathway; defense response
Cellular component (GO): cytoplasm; nucleus
Molecular function (GO): protein phosphatase inhibitor activity; abscisic acid binding; signaling receptor activity
Source: RefSeq, a predicted model, not a curated record
CAAACACCAAUUCUCUUAUAGCUCUUCUUUUCUUGUGUCACUUCCAUAAACUGAUAAUGGGUGUCUUCACAUAUGAAACCGAGUUCACCUCAGUCAUCCCACCACCUAGAUUGUUCAAGGCUUUUAUCCUUGAUGCCGAUAACCUCAUCCCAAAGAUUGCUCCACAAGCAGUGAAGUGUGCUGAAAUCAUUGAAGGAGAUGGAGGCGUAGGAACCAUCAAGAAGAUCACCUUCGGUGAGGGCAGCCAGUUCGGCUCAGUGACCCACAAGAUCGAUGGGAUUGACAAAGACAACUUUGCGUACAGCUACAGUUUGGUCGAAGGAGAUGCCUUGUCGGACAAGAUUGAGAAGAUCUCAUACGAGACCAAAUUGGUGGCAUCUUCCGAUGGAGGCUCCGUCAUCAAGAGCACAAGCAACUACCACACCAAAGGUGAUGUGGAGAUCAAAGAGGAGCAUGUUAAGGCUGGCAAAGAGAAGGCAUCCCACCUCUUCAAGCUUGUUGAAGACUACCUCCUGGCCAAUCCUAAUGAAUACUGUUAAACUUAAUUGCAUGUCCUCAGCUUGCUGUUCAGUUUUUCAUGAUCUUCCAACUUCAUUCCAUCAUCAUCUUAUUCCACUUGGAAUAUAUAUGAAUUGAUUGUUGUGUUUAUUUUCAACUAUAAUAAUAAGAAUCUUCUGUUAAUCAAUUUUUUCUUGUU